Messenger RNA from Blastocystis hominis, 1071 nucleotides. RefSeq lists its product as hypothetical. Lineage: Eukaryota; Bigyra; Opalinata; Blastocystidae. Gene Ontology annotation, cellular component: GET complex. The record is from RefSeq and is a predicted model, not a curated record. Gene Ontology annotation, biological process: post-translational protein targeting to endoplasmic reticulum membrane. The coding region runs from base 1 to 1071 and encodes 356 amino acids. The transcript has 4 exons. Gene Ontology annotation, molecular function: ATP hydrolysis activity; ATP binding.
AUGGAGGCAGAUAUCGAUAUUCCAGAACCCACCUUAAACCACAUUAUCAAUGCGUCGACUUUAAAAUGGUAUUCGAUCUUUGUGGGAGGAAAAGGAGGUGUUGGAAAGACAACCACUUCGUGUUCUCUUGCGUAUCGCUUGAGUGAAAAGGGGAAAAAAGUGUUGCUCGUUUCUACGGAUCCUGCUCACAAUUUAAGGUAUGUGCAUUUGAAUUAUUCGAAUCGUAGUGAUGCGUUCAAGCAGAAAUUUACGAGUCAUCCUACAGCGGUGAACGGAUUCACCAAUUUAUUCUGUAUGGAGAUCGAAUCCAAUCCUCAAAAUGAUUUUAAGAAGUUCUUGCGACUUCCGGAAGUAAGUGAUGAAACAAGUUCGAAACUGGGUGAUUUGCUGAACUCUGUAUCGUCCCAGCUUCCAGGAAUCGACGAAGCCAUGUCGUUUUCGCAGCUCAUGGAGCAAGUCCAGAACAUGGAGUACGAUGUCGUUGUUUUCGACACAGCGCCCACUGGACACACUCUCCGUCUUCUGUCCUUCCCCACCAUCAUCGAGAAGUCCCUGGACAGCAUCAACAGCCUCAAGUCGUCAAUGGGCAACAUGCUCAGCCAGAUCACCUCGUUGUUGGGGAACCAGGGUCCCAGCCUCGACGACCUCAUGGACAAGUUCUCUGUGAUGAAAGAAACCAUCCACAAAGUGUCUCUACGCUUCAAAAACCCCGCGGAAACGACGUUUGUGUGCGUGUGCAUCCCGGAGUUUUUGAGCGUUUACGAAACGGAGCGACUGGUUCAGCAGCUGUCAAAGUACGGAAUCAACGUGAACUCGGUCGUGAUCAACCAGGUGGUGUUUCCGGACAAGGAUUGCGCGUGCCGGAAGUGCAUAGCGCGGCGGAAGAUGCAGGACAAGUACAUCACGCAGGUGUUCGAUCUGUUCGCGGACUUCCAUAUCUUGCUGGUGCCGCAGCUGACGGACGAAGUGCGCGGCGUGGAGAGCAUUCGGGAGUUCUCGCAGAUGCUGGUGGAGGAGUACAAUCCGGAGGAGCAUGGGGAAAUGUUGGAAGUGGAAUGGAGUGUUUGUUGA